CUUUCCUUCACUCUCUUCUGGACUCCAACCGUCUCUCGUGUCGUCCUCCUCUCCUCUCUUUUACUGAGACGCCCUUUCCGAGGAGCGCUGAAGGAGAGAUGGCGGAAAUGAGCGUGCCGCUGCUAGAUGGGAAUGGGGCGCAGAAGGAGGAAGUGCCUCUGCUGCACAGGACGCUGGUCGAGUCCAAGAAGCUGUGGAGAAUAGCAGGGCCGGCCAUGUUCACAAGGCUCGCAACGUACGGGAUGAACGUCGUCACUCAGGCCUUCGUUGGUCAUCUUGGAGACUUGGAUCUCGCCGCCGUCUCCAUUGCCAGCACCGUCAUUGUUGGCUUCAAUUUCGGCUUGAUGUUGGGCAUGGCAUCUGCGCUGGAGACACUAUGCGGUCAAGCAUUUGGUGCUCGGAAAUUCUCCAUGCUAGGUGUCUAUCUGCAACGUUCUUUCAUCAUCAUGUUCAUCUUCGCCGUCAUUCUGUUACCAAUGUACAUCUUUGCAACUCCCAUCCUGAAAUUCCUUGGACAAACCACCGCUAUAGCGGAGCUGUCGGGAUCUUUGGCCAUCUGGUUCAUUCCUCAGCAUUUUGCCUUCGUCUUCUUGUUCCCGCUGCAAAGAUUCCUCCAGUGUCAGAUGAAGAACCUCGUGAUCGCUUGGGUUACUGCCAUUGGGUUUUCCGUCCAUUGUGUCUUGAGCUGGCUUUUCAUUGACUAUCUCGACCUUGGGCUUGUCGGAGCCGCGGUGAGCCUUAACAUAGGGUGGUGGUUGCCAGCUCUGGGACUUCUUCUCUACGUCGUGUGCGGUGGGUGCCCUCAAACAUGGUCAGGUUUCUCAAUGGAAGCAUUUGCAGGUCUCUGGGAGUUCCUCAAGCUGUCCAUUGCUUCAGGGGUCAUGAUAUGUUUGGAGUAUUGGUACUACAGAAUCUUGGUCUUGCUGGCCGGAAAUGUGAAGAAUCCAGAGAUUGCGGUUGAUGCACUCUCUAUAUGCAUGAAUAUCAAUGGCUGGGAGUAUAUGAUUCCUAUAGCGUUCUUGGCUGCAACAGGAGUUAGAGUGAGCGUCGAGCUCGGAGCCGGCAAUGCGAAGGGAGCAAAGUUUGCAACCAUUGUCUCCGCAACGACGUCGAUGGUCGUCGGAAUAAUCUUCUGGAUUCUCAUAAUUGUACUGCACAACGAAUUUUUUCUCGUCUUCACCUCAAGCACAGAGGUUCUCCAAGCUGCGUCAAAGUUGGCCAUAUUACUAGCUUUCACCAUUCUUCUCAACAGCAUUCAGCCUGUCCUUUCAGGCGUGGCAGUGGGUUCAGGAUGGCAGGCCUUCGUCGCCUACAUAAAUAUAGGAUGCUACUACUUGGUUGGGGUUCCUGUUGGUGCUGUGCUUUGUUGGGUUCUGGAUCUCAGCGUCCUGGGACUUUGGAGUGGAAUGAUUGGAGGAACAGCUGUGCAGACACUAAUACUGGGAAUUAUCGUAAUCCGCUGUGAUUGGGAGAAGGAGGCCCAAAAAGCAAGAAGUCGAAUUAGCAAAUGGAACAUCAUCCCAAUUGCAGCUGAGACCCGAAAUGGUGCAUCGGACGAGACGACGACACGCAAUGCCUGACCAGCCCUGUCGGUCUUCUCCUCGGUAUCAGAGCCCAAGCGCAAUACGCGUGUGCUGUAAUUGAUGCAGCAGCUUUGUUGUGACCAUAUUGUUAAUCUUGUUGGGUGACUUAAUCAAAGAGCGAACUGAUUUCCCUUCGGUCUAAGACCCCAUAUCAAAUUUUGCGGGGCAAGACUGCCUCCUUUAUAGGCAGGAAGCAGCAGAGCUCUUAUUGUUUUCCUGCUUUUAAACUUGAGUGAACUCCCUUAUUGGAUGCAAUGUUUUACUUUUAAUGCAACUAGGUGAUACAUAUGUACCUGAUCAGGCA
Molecule: messenger RNA, 1887 nt
Organism: Nymphaea colorata (pocket water lily)
Lineage: Eukaryota; Viridiplantae; Streptophyta; Magnoliopsida; Nymphaeales; Nymphaeaceae
Product: protein DETOXIFICATION 27-like
Exons: 8
Coding region: 99-1580 (493 amino acids)
Biological process (GO): xenobiotic detoxification by transmembrane export across the plasma membrane
Cellular component (GO): membrane
Molecular function (GO): xenobiotic transmembrane transporter activity; antiporter activity
Source: RefSeq, a predicted model, not a curated record